CCGGGAUUCACGCUGAGGAGGACGAUGAGCCAAGCGAAGAUAUGGAGGCCUUUCUCUUGAGUGGAAUGCUUGAUGAGGUGGAUCUUGUUGCUGCACCACCAAGGGCCAAACCUCCCUUAAAUGGCACAGUUAAUCCUGAGGUAUGCACCGAAAUUAAAGAGUGUCUGGUGAAGGAAACUGAAAAGGGCGCAACUAGCAUUCUGCAAACGCGAACAUAUGAUUUAUUCAUCACUUAUGAUAAGUAUUAUCGCACUCCCCGACUCUGGCUUUACGGAUACGACGAGGAACGACUACCCUUAACAGAAUCACAGAUGUACGAGGAUUUUAGUCAAGAUCAUGCUAAAAAGACGGUUACAACUGAACAGCAUCCCCAUCUUCCUGGAAUGGUAAUGCCAUCAAUUCACCCCUGUCGCCAGGCUGACGUGAUGCGUAAGCUGAUCGAAACAGUUGCGGAAGGCGGAGCAGAACUUGCUGUGCAUCAAUAUUUAGUAAUUUUUCUCAAAUUCGUUCAGGCAGUUAUACCAACAAUAGAAUACGACUACACGAGACAUUUUAAUCUUGACUGGCCAUCUUAG
Messenger RNA from Protopolystoma xenopodis, 575 nucleotides. The record is from the annotation of a GenBank genome assembly. Lineage: Eukaryota; Metazoa; Platyhelminthes; Monogenea; Polystomatidea; Polystomatidae.